AUGUUUCAUGCUUUUGAACUGUACUUCAAUGUUCUUCUCAGUACCAUUCAGCUGCAUCUAAAAUUGGUUCCAGUGACAUCAGUGCCCUACCAUGCACUUCAUGAAUUCCCUGAUGAUAUUUUUUCUAUUGAAGCAAGAAGAAAAGGAGCUGUAGCCCUACAUGUCAUGUGUGCUAUGUACAUGUUUUAUGCCUUGGCCAUUGUGUGUGACGACUACUUUGUACCUUCCUUAGAAAAGAUAUGUGAGCGCUUGCACCUCAGUGAAGAUGUGGCUGGAGCAACAUUCAUGGCAGCUGGAAGCUCUGCUCCUGAGUUGUUUACAUCUGUCAUAGGGGUUUUUAUCACAAAGGGAGAUGUGGGUGUUGGGACCAUUGUGGGCUCAGCCGUUUUUAACAUCCUUUGUAUAAUUGGUGUCUGUGGAUUGUUUGCUGGACAGGUUGUCUUGCUAUCAUGGUGGCCCCUCAUUAGAGAUUCCUCCUAUUACACCCUGUCUGUAGUAGCUCUCAUUGUGUUUAUACAUGAUGAGAAAGUUUCGUGGUGGGAAUCCUUGAUCUUAGUAUCCAUGUACUUUUUCUACAUUGUUAUAAUGAAGUACAACUCUUGCAUGCAUAAUUAUUUUGAAAGAAAAAAGAAAGGCCCUGGAAACAUGGUCAAUGGUUUAGCAAACAGUGCAGAAGUGGAUGAUAGCAGUAACUGUGAUGCUACAGUCGUGUUACUAAAGAAAGCAAAUUUUCGCAGAAAACCUUCUGUAAUAAUGGUGGAUGAAUUACUGUCAGCUUAUCCCCACCAACUUUCCUUUUCUGAGGCUGGAUUAAGAAUCAUGAUAACUAGCCACUUUACACCUAGGACUCGUCUGUCGAUGGCCAGUCGCAUGCUCAUCAAUGAGCGGCAAAGACUGAUAAACAGCAGAACCUUUACGAAUGGAGAGUCUGAGGUGGCCAUUAAAAUACCCAAUAAGCAUGCCAUAGAGAAUGGAAACACAGCAGGCAGUUCCUCUGAGAGGGGCAUCAAUGGCACAAGGAGAGAUGAAGACCGAGCUGAGACUGGUAAUGAGACAGAAGCUGAGAAUGAAGAUAACGAGAACAAUGAGAAUGAUGAAGAGGAAGAGGAGGAGGAUGAUAACGAAGGACCUUUUGUGCCAUUUGAAUUACCAGCUGACAAAUGGGACAAGGCUAAGUGGGCAGUCGCUUGGCCACUGUGUUUUAUCAUGUUCUUUACUAUACCCAACUGUGCUAAGCCCCGCUGGGAAAAGUGGUUCAUGGUCACCUUUAUCUCGUCAACCAUUUGGAUAGCAGCUUUCUCUUAUGUCAUGGUGUGGAUGGUAACAGUAAUCGGCUUUACAUUAGGAAUACCAGAUGUGAUUAUGGGGAUCACUUUUCUAGCAGCUGGAACCAGUGUACCUGACUGCAUGGCUAGUUUAAUUGUUGCACGGCAAGGUCUGGGGGAUAUGGCUGUUUCUAACUCUAUUGGAAGCAAUGUUUUUGACAUACUAGUGGGGCUUGGUGUUCCAUGGACGAUGCAGACCUUGGUGGUAGAUUAUGGUUCUGAUAUUCAGUUGAACAGCAGAGGGCUGAUAUAUUCUGUUGGGCUACUUCUGGCUUCUGUUUUUGUCACAGUGUUGGGUGUCCACUUGAACAAAUGGAAGCUUGACAAGAAACUCGGAUGUGGCUGCUUGUUCCUGUAUGGUGUUUUCCUGUGUUUCUCCAUCCUGACAGAAUUUAAUGUUUUCACGUUUGUGAACUUACCCAUGUGCCGAGAACACUGAUCAGCACUGCAGACUACUGAAGGCACUUUUCUUUCUGUGCAAUACAAAAUAUGGCUCGCUUCCUAAGGCACUGCACAUAGGAGUUGCGAUGCCUGACCUUGAGGACUGUUCCUAGAAGAUCCAUUUUAGAAAAUGCUUUUGUUGAUGUGAAUAUAUUUUAACCACUGUGUGACUUCUGAGCAGAGUUUUGAACAGAGACUGGGACAUUUGAAAUUUUCACUGGCUGCUAACCAGCUUAAUGCUGGCAAAACACAUCUGCUAUGACUCCUUAAGUUAUUUCUUUAUAGACUUGUCUAAUUUAUGAGGCAGUACUAUGGUGGACUCUCCAAAGAAGAGGAGGUGUUCUGUGAGGCAUUUCUGCAAUGAAGAUUAGUUUCUACUGAGAUAUGAAAACUAUCAUUUAGUUUCUCCAAGAGUGCUGGCAAACAAGGAGACAUUGUGUGACCCAAAAGUUAACUACACUGUUUUAUUAGAAAUGGGUGAUGAAGUACCUGGGGUUGAGGUUGCGUGGCUCAGUUAUUAACUACAGUUUCUUAAAUAUGAGGACAGGUCAAUGUUCCAGGACAUGGUGUGCAGAUUUUAUAACAGAAUGAAGCAGCUGUCCUGCUUUCUUCACUUGAUCAUGCGUUGUUGGUGCUGUUUUGCCUCUCCACAUUUUUUAAGUAGCACAACUUACUAGAUAUUUCUGUGAAACACGCAGCUGUUAAGCAAAGCAUAUGGGUGGUUAGAGUGAAAUAAACUGGGCAUUGGAAAUGUACCACUGCUCUGUAUUACAUUCAAAGAGGUAUUUUUAUUAGUAAUCACAUAAACCCAAAAUGUUCCCUCCCAUCAUCUAGUUUAAAAUGUUUGUUUAAGGCAUGGAGAGCAUAUCUGUCAGUUGCUAUGAAUUAGGCACAAUCCUGUGUGGUUUUUGCCCUCAGAUUAGUCUUGCUCCUUCUAGAUUAAAUAAUUGACCUACACUUGUAAAAUAAUUCCUUAUAACUGUCUGAUGUCUAGUAUAUGAAAACCUUCUAUUCCAAAAAUAAGAAAGGGUUCUGAUCCUCUGCUAUAGACCAGCCUGAUGGUCAGAGCCUGACAGAUAUAAUAAAAAAGUUAACAAGGCAUUGUACUUUGGUCUGGUCACAUUACUUUAACUGCUUCAUGGAUCUAAAAAACAAUAAGCAAACACUGAUUUUUAUAACAUAUUUUUAAAAAUAUUCUUGAACAAAUAAACCCCGAUAGAUAUAUUUACAUAAACUUUAGUAAUGCCCCUAGUCUUAUUUGUUAGAUAAAUGCCACUGUUCACAUAAAUGAUCUGACAUGUUUGUAUUUUGCUGCAAAAUCAAUGUACAAGUAUUGCAUUUUAUCAGCCCUUCUUAAAUUAAAGAAACAGUGCUGUUCAGGCUGCCUGAAGGACAACAGCCAUGUCCUCAAAGGAAACACUGGAUAGAAUGAGAACUGUGCUGAACUCCUUUUGUUUAUUCCUGGUCCUAAAACAAGUCCCAACAUCAUCCACUGUUAUUGACCUUAUUAGUCUAGGAAUGCUAUACAUUGUCUUCUGCUUAACAAUGCUAGUAUUGUUGGCAUACAAACUGUUUAAUACUAUGAUGAGCUGACCAGAUGGCUGGCAUUAGUAUCUCUUGCGAUUGGUUUGUGGUUUUGUCUAACACUUCAGUCAUUUAACUGAAUGCCAUUAGUUGUAUGUUGCUUGCAUCUGUUAAGAAUGACUUCAUUCUCAGAUUUUCACUGUGCUUUUAUUACCAGAUUACAUUGCUGCACCUUAGGUAGCUGUCAUUCAGUACAUGGUACAAUCCUGACCUCCUCAGAUGAAGUCUGAUUUCAUAUAUUCAAAGCACAAGUUUCAAACUAGAGAGAGAGAGAGACGUAUGUUAAUACUUAAGACAAAGCCAUCAUGUGUUCGCACUGAUAUGCUACUUGCCUCUAUGACAUUUCAAGACUGUAUUUAUUUGUUUAGCAUAUCAGAUAAACAGGGUUGAUACAAUUUUUGGAACUGCUGUGUUAAAAAAAUUGUACCUAGCUUUUAGAACUAGUAUCUUCUGGAACUGUCAUCUGCAAAAUGGUAAUGAAGGUUGUAUGUAUACAAUGAAAAUAUCAUAAACAGCAGAUGAGAUAUGAUUGGAUUGAAUACUUUGUGAUAGAAACCUAUCUAACUACUUGGACUACGUGAAUUAAUUGCCAGUCUAUAUAUAGCAUGAACAUUUAAAGACAAUGUACUGUGCUCCCAGGGAACAAUAUGGGUAGUCAACAGGUUCCGGGAUAUUUUCAUUAGAACGUUUAUGAUAGUCCAGUAAGAGUUAUGGUGCUUUAAUAUUGUCUGCAGUAGACUUACAAAUUUGACAAUUUGGAAUUCCAGUUCCAAAUUAAAUGCCCUUGUAGAAGAUCUGAUUUGACAUUCUGUUCAGUGUUUUGCUAAAAAACUCAUGGCUUAAUGUAGCCAAAUGUAAUAUGACCAAAAUGAACCCAUUAUGUAGGGAGCUUUCCUUGCAUUCACCUCUUACCCUUCCUUUGUUAUGUAAUAUACAUGGAGAUGGUAGUGAGCCAUGAAACUGUUGAGUUAUUUGGUAAUUGGACAUUCUUAUUUAACCAAAACCAUUUAAUGCACAAUUCCGCUGCUAAACGACCAUAUAGUAACCCUUGUCACUGUUCCUUCCUUGAAAUGUAAAUAUCCUGAAUUCUGAUAGAUCAGUUGCUAUGGUAAUAAGAACUCUCACUAGCCCUCCCCAGUAAAUAGUACCUAUGUGAGAAAACAGUAUGCAUUUGGGAAUAUAAACAGUACUAGCGUUAAUAAUUGGAGUUCUGCAAUACUGUGUUACUGUAGCAAAGGAGUGAAAUGUCAUUGGAAAGUAGUAGUACUGGGAUGUACAAUUCUACUUGCAUGUGUCAGAAUUCCUUUUUUUUCCUUCACACAGUACAAAACUGUGUUUGUAUUGCACUGUUCAUACUCCUAAAAGGAUUAAAUGUAUACUGCAAACUUGAAAAAAUGAGAUUUGACUUUCAUAUCAGGUCAGCAUCAUGAUUGUUCAUUAAACUGCCACUGAGCAUAUACCAGGCAGUAAAGUUAUCCACCAAGAACAUAAUUCUGUACUGCUGUGCUAUACAAGGAGCUGCUCACAGCUGUGCAAAGUAAUCCUCAUUAAAUUUAACCAGACAUGGGAUUGUUUUAGUAAAUCAGCUACAUUUGAAACAUCCUUUCUAGAGGUGGCAGAGGAUAAUGACAGCAAGACAAAUGGUUGUUUAGUCAGUUGGAGUAAAAUUAAUUUUAUAAUUAUGUUUUAAACACAGCUUCAAAGACAUUGUCUUGAAAAUAUUUUAAGUAUAUGAGCUGUUUUCCCCUAUUCACAAUAUUAUAAAUUAGUUUCAGAUUUCCUUCUUAGAAGAUGCAUUUUGUUCUCUUCAUUUUUAAAUGUGAUUAAAAUAAGUAACAAUAAUAUAAACGUCCUUGUUAUAUAAUUUUGAGUUUGUGUUUACGUUCCUUUUUGUUUCUCUGUAGUAAUUUCUUAUGCUAUAUCCAUGUAAGUACCAGUUCUAAAAGUUGUAAAAUUGUCAUAGCCUGCCAGAUAGCUUCUUUACUUUAGUGUUAUGUAUACACAGCAGCCUAGUUUAGUAUCUGAACAACAGUCACUGUAUUGUAACAAAAAAAGUAUGUCUGUAUUCCUCACUCACAAUUUUCUCUGGAUGUUCUAUCUUUGUGGCCCACACCUAUGCUGACCACUUGCUGUUUGUCAUUAAGGUCAUCUUUUAAAAUAUUACUUAUUACUGCAUACAUAAAGUUCUAAUUCCUUUACUGUAGGGACUGUUUAAUUCAUGAGAGAUAUCUUUGCACAAAAUAUAUUUUGUGAUAUCUCUACAGUGAAUGGUAUUUUUAUGUAUGUAUGUAUUUGUGAGUGUGUGUGUGUGUGUGUG
Messenger RNA from Protopterus annectens (West African lungfish), 5667 nucleotides. It is a transcript of the gene SLC24A3, whose product is annotated as solute carrier family 24 member 3. The coding region runs from base 1 to 1764 and encodes 587 amino acids. Gene Ontology annotation, cellular component: membrane. The transcript has 16 exons. NCBI's taxonomy places the organism in Eukaryota, Metazoa, Chordata, Ceratodontiformes, Protopteridae. Gene Ontology annotation, molecular function: calcium, potassium:sodium antiporter activity; calcium channel activity. The record is from RefSeq and is a predicted model, not a curated record. Gene Ontology annotation, biological process: calcium ion transmembrane transport; intracellular calcium ion homeostasis.